AUGGGGGCCUCAGGAUCGAAGGGCAGCAAGGAAGAGUUCACGUACGAAGACUCGGACGAGGGCUUCACGGAGGCCUUGAAGGUCAACCUCCAGCGGCUCAUCGCGUACGCCAAGAGCGCCGACGCCAGCUUGCAGAGAGAAGUCGCCGAGAAGCUCGCGAACGAAGCGGUCAAGCCGGAUCGCCAAGUGCAAAUUGUCGAGCUCGAUGGCCUCCAGCUGCUCUUGCCCUUGACGCAGUCCAAGGACACGGAGGUGCAGCGCCUCGCCGCUCAUGCGCUCGCAAACCUCUCCGUCAACUCGGACAACCAAACCAAGAUGGCGAACGAAGGCGGCAUUGACAUGCUCAUCGAUCUCUUGGCGUCGGACAACGAACACGUGCAGCGCCAGGCGGCGAAAGCCCUGGCGAACCUUGGCGUCAACGUCGACAACAAGGAAAAGAUUGCCAAGGCGGGCGGGAUCAAGCCACUCAUCAAGUUGGCGUGCUCCAAGCAAGUCGGCGUCGCCGUCGAGGCCAUUGCCGCGCUCGCCAACUUGGCUGUCAACGAUGCGAACGAAGUGGAAAUUGCACGUGAAGGUGGCUUGGAACCGAUCAUUCGCGGGGCCAAGUCGGACUCGAUGGAGCUGCAGUCGCAGGUCGCGCGUGCGCUGCGCAACCUGUCCGUCAAUGCUGAGAACAAGGAGCUCAUCGUGCGCCUUGGCGGCGUUGACGCGCUGCAGUUUCUCGUGCGUUCGCCCAACGACCGCAUUUGCCAGCAAGCCACGCGCGCGCUUGUGAACCUCGGCGUGAGCACGUCAGAUUAG
Messenger RNA from Saprolegnia diclina VS20, 801 nucleotides. RefSeq lists its product as hypothetical. Lineage: Eukaryota; Oomycota; Saprolegniomycetes; Saprolegniales; Saprolegniaceae. Gene Ontology annotation, biological process: nucleus-vacuole junction assembly. The record is from RefSeq and is a predicted model, not a curated record. Gene Ontology annotation, molecular function: protein-membrane adaptor activity; protein binding. The transcript has 6 exons. The coding region runs from base 1 to 801 and encodes 266 amino acids.